Molecule: messenger RNA, 1686 nt
Organism: Ochotona princeps (American pika)
Lineage: Eukaryota; Metazoa; Chordata; Mammalia; Lagomorpha; Ochotonidae
Product: keratin, type II cytoskeletal 6A-like
Exons: 9
Coding region: 1-1686 (561 amino acids)
Biological process (GO): intermediate filament organization; keratinization
Cellular component (GO): keratin filament
Molecular function (GO): structural constituent of skin epidermis
Source: RefSeq, a predicted model, not a curated record
AUGGCCAGCAAAACCACCAUGAGGACCCAGACCACCAGCACCCGCCGAGGCUUCAGCUCCGAUUCAGCCAGAGUCUCCAGGCCCAGCCACUCUGGCUUCAGCAGCGUCUCCGUGUCCCGCUCCAGGGCCAGUGGAGGGCUCGGGGGAGCUUGCGCAGGAGCUGGCUUUGGCAGCCGCAGCCUCUAUGGCGUGGGGGGCUCCCAGAGGAUCUCCGUGGCAGGUGGCCGCUAUGGCACCGGCAGCAGCUACUCAGGCCGAUUUGGAGGUGGCUUUGGCUUCGGAGGGGCCUCUGGCAGUGGAUUUGGUUUCGGCAGUGGCGUCGGAGGUGGCUUUGGACUCGGUGGUGGCUUUGGGGCCUCAGGCCCUGUGUGUCCCCCUGGAGGCAUCCAAGAGGUCACCGUCAACCAGAGUCUGCUGACACCCCUCAACCUGCAAAUCGACCCCACCAUCCAGCGUGUGAGGACAGAGGAGCGCGAGCAGAUCAAGACCCUCAACAACAAGUUCGCCUCCUUCAUCGACAAGGUGCGCUUCCUGGAGCAACAGAACAAGGUCCUGGACACCAAGUGGACGCUGCUGCAGGAGCAGGGCACCAAGACCGUGAGACAGAGCCUGGAGCCCCUGUUUGAGCAGUACAUCAACAACCUGCGCAGGCAGCUGGACAGCAUCCUGGGCGAGAGAGGCCGCCUGGACUCAGAGCUCAGGAGCAUGCAGGACCUGGUGGAGGACUUCAAGAACAAAUAUGAAGAUGAGAUCAACAAGCGCACAGCAGCCGAGAAUGAGUUUGUGACUCUCAAGAAGGAUGUGGACGCUGCCUACAUGAACAAGGUGGAGCUGCAGGCCAAGGUGGACGGGCUCACCGACGAGAUCAACUUCCUGAGAGCCUUCUAUGAUGCGGAGCUGUCCCAGAUGCAGACCCAAAUUUCUGACACGUCCGUGGUGCUGUCCAUGGACAACAACCGGCACCUGGACCUGGACAGCAUCAUCGCCGAGGUCCGUGCCCAGUACGAGGACAUCGCCCAGAGGAGCCGUGCCGAGGCUGAGGCCUGGUACCAGACCAAGUACGAGGAGCUGCAGGUCACAGCUGGCAGACACGGGGACGACCUGCGCAACACCAAGCAGGAGAUUGCUGAGAUCAACCGCAUGAUCCAGAGGCUGAGGUCUGAGAUCGACCACGUCAAGAAGCAGUGCGCCAACCUGCAGGCCGCCAUCGCCGACGCCGAGCAGCGGGGCGAGCUGGCCCUCAAGGAUGCCAGAAGCAAGCUGGAAGGGCUGGAGGACGCCCUGCAGAAGGCCAAGCAGGACAUGGCACGCCUGCUCAAGGAGUACCAGGAGCUCAUGAAUGUCAAGCUGGCCCUGGAUGUGGAGAUCGCCACCUACAGGAAGCUGCUGGAGGGCGAGGAGUGCAGGCUGAGUGGUGAAGGCGUUGGACAAGUCAACAUCUCCGUGGUGCAGUCCACCAUGUCCAGCGGCUACGGCAGUGGCAGUGGCAGUGGCUAUGGCAGCGGCAGUGGCUUGGCACUAGGAGGCGGCAGCAGCUACUCCUACAGCAGUGGCCAUGACCUGGGAGGAGGCUUCAGCUCUGGCAGUACCCGUGGUCUUGGAGGUGGCCUCAGCUCUGCUGGGGGCAGCACUUCCUCUGUCAAGUACACCACCACCACCUCCAGCAGGAGGAGCUACAGGCAAUGA